AUGGCAGGGAAGAAGGCAUCCAAGCAGCCAUUUUGGCUCGGGGGAGCUGCAGCCUCCAUGGCAGUAUGCUUUACCCAUCCCCUAGAUCUCACAAAGUACCGGAUGCAAGUCCUCCAAACACGUUCUCCCAUGCUCUCGACCCUUUACAGGUUCGCCCUCAGGGAUGGUAUCUUCUCACUCUGGUCCGGCCUCACCGCAUCCAUUCUCCGACAGUCCACGUACUCGACAGCCCGUUUCGGUCUGUACAGCAUCCUCUCCCGACAGCUACAGCAGCGGUCAGAAACCGCCAAACUCUCCACCGCAUCGACAAUCGUCUGCGCUGGCGUCGCAGGAGGGUUGGCGGGUAUGAUCGGUAACCCCACUGAGGUCAUCCUUGUCCGCAUGUGCGCCGAUGCGGCUAAGCCGAGCGCCGAGCGGUUCCAGUACUCAGACGCCGUGACCGGAUUAUACCGUAUCAGCAAGGAGGAGGGCGUCAGGGUGAGCGUGCUCAUGAACGUCUCCCAAAUCGCCCCAUAUACGGCCGCUAAACGAGUCAUCCUCUCGCGAACUCAGCUGCAAGAUGAUAUUCGCACACAUGCGCUUGCCUCGCUUUUUGCAGGCACGGUGGCCACGACGGCAUGUGCCCCGGCUGAUGUGCUCAAGAGCAGGAUCCAAAGUGCUGCCAAAGGGUCCACGGUGAUGCAAGUCGUCAGGGAAGGUUUGAGUCUCGAAGGCCCUAUUUUUCUCAUGAAGGGGUGGACUCCUGCUUGGUUAAGAUUGACGCCGCACACUGUCUUGACGUUCAUCAUUAUGGAGAAGCUGCAAGAGUUGGUCAACCCAACCAGCACCGCUCCGGCUCGCGCAACGGCUUGA
Molecule: messenger RNA, 852 nt
Organism: Parathielavia appendiculata
Lineage: Eukaryota; Fungi; Ascomycota; Sordariomycetes; Sordariales; Chaetomiaceae
Product: mitochondrial carrier
Exons: 11
Coding region: 1-852 (283 amino acids)
Biological process (GO): phosphate ion transmembrane transport; oxaloacetate transport; malate transmembrane transport
Molecular function (GO): malate transmembrane transporter activity; oxaloacetate transmembrane transporter activity; antiporter activity
Source: RefSeq, a predicted model, not a curated record